AUGAAGACGAUGUUCCUUGUGUUAGUUGUUGUGUUUGUGUGUGGGGUGGGUGCUACAAACGAGACUGUGCGUUUAUCACCAUCGCGAAUGGCGUGGAUGAAAAACUUACUAGACCAUCAUGACUGGAUGGAAUUUUUGAUUGACGGAGGCAAUCAUAGUGUGUCGCUCGGAUGUGAAACCGACCUUAGGACAUACAUCACCGCUCUUAAUGAUGGGCAGCUUUGGGCGUCGAAAAAUCGCGAAUAUUCGAGUCCUGUGGUGGACGAAAUGUAA
Molecule: messenger RNA, 273 nt
Organism: Leptosia nina
Lineage: Eukaryota; Metazoa; Arthropoda; Insecta; Lepidoptera; Pieridae
Source: the annotation of a GenBank genome assembly